AUGCCGAGGAUUGACUACGAACCGAAGCUUGAUUUUAAAGAUGUUCUUUUACGACCGAAACGCUCGACUCUUCGAUCACGUCAAGACGUCGAUCUUGUCAGAGAGUUUGAGUUCCGGAACUCAAAGAAAAAGUUUACCGGAGUUCCAAUUGUUGCUUCAAAUAUGGACACAGUGGGCACUUUUGCAAUGGCCGACGAGUUGGCUAAGUAUAAAAUGUUCACGACGAUUCACAAGCACUAUACGCUCGAGGAAUGGAUUGAGAAAGGGAAAAGUGCUGAUGAUGAUUUCUUUGCGCAUACUGCCGUCUCGUCUGGGAUUAGUGCUGCUGACUUCGACAAGUUGAAAGCCGUUUGCGAAGCGAUCCCUAGACUUGAGUACAUUUGCAUUGAUGUGGCCAACGGUUACUCGGAAUCAUUUGUGGAGUUUAUUCGAAAAGUACGAGAGGAAUUUCCAAAGCAUACGAUCAUUGCUGGUAAUGUGGUGACUGGGGAAAUGGUUGAAGAGUUGAUCUUGAGUGGAGCUGAUAUUGUAAAGGUUGGAAUUGGCCCAGGCUCAGUGUGUACAACGAGAAAGAAAGCCGGUGUCGGUUAUCCCCAAUUGUCGGCUGUUUUGGAGUGCGCUGAUGCGGCUCAUGGUCUUAAUGGACAUGUGAUGAGCGAUGGAGGGUGUACGAAUCCCGGUGAUGUGGCAAAAGCUGUUGGAGCUGGUGCUGAUUUUGUAAUGAUUGGUGGUCUCUUUGCUGGACACGAUCAAAGUGGAGGGGAUUUGAUUGAAAGUAAUGGAAGAAAGUUCAAACUUUUUUAUGGAAUGUCUUCGGAUACAGCUAUGAAAAAAUAUCAUGGAGCGGUUGCUGAUUAUCGAGCAAGUGAAGGGAAAACGAUUACAAUUCCAUAUAGAGGUGAUGUUAAAGAGACAAUUCAAGAUAUUCUCGGUGGUUUGAGAGGUGAUGUCAACGAGACAGUUCAAGAUAUUCUUGGUGGUUUGAGGUCGGCUUGUACCUACACAGGAGCUCGUCAUCUUAAGGAGCUCUCAAAACGUGCGACUUUCAUUCGGGUCACUCAACAAACCAAUGACAUGUACAGUCAUCUCGAAUUGCCCAACAAUCCACAA
This is a messenger RNA of Mesorhabditis belari, 1110 nucleotides long. NCBI's taxonomy places the organism in Eukaryota, Metazoa, Nematoda, Chromadorea, Rhabditida, Rhabditidae. The record is from the annotation of a GenBank genome assembly.